AUGAGCCAGCAUAUUAGGAAAUUAGAUUCUGAUGUUUCUGAAAGACUUAAAUCUCAGGCAUGCACGGUAUCGCUAGCAUCAGCGGUUAGAGAAAUAGUUCAAAAUUCUGUAGAUGCACACGCUACCACUAUCGACGUCAUGAUCGACCUCCCUAAUUUGAGCUUUGCAGUUUACGAUGAUGGUAUUGGUUUGACUCGAAGUGACCUAAAUAUAUUGGCCACACAAAAUUAUACUUCCAAAAUACGAAAGAUGAAUGAUUUAGUAACGAUGAAAACCUACGGUUACAGAGGAGACGCCCUAUAUAGCAUUUCUAAUGUCUCUAAUCUGUUUGUUUGUUCCAAGAAAAAGGAUUACAACUCUGCAUGGAUGAGAAAAUUUCCAUCCAAAAGCGUCAUGUUGAGUGAGAAUACCAUACUCCCAAUAGAUCCUUUUUGGAAAAUUUGUCCUUGGAGCCGAACAAAGUCUGGUACUGUUGUUAUUGUUGAAGAUAUGCUGUAUAAUUUACCUGUCCGGCGCAGAAUACUAAAGGAAGAACCCCCUUUCAAGACUUUUAACACAAUAAAGGCAGAUAUGCUACAGAUACUGGUAAUGCACCCGAUGAUUUCACUCAACGUACAAUAUACAGACAAACUCAGAAUCAAUACAGAAGUUCUUUUCCGCUCAAAGAACAUAACUGAGGGGUUAACAAAGCACCAGCAAAUGUCUCAAGUACUGAGAAAUGUGUUUGGGGCAAUAAUACCACCGGAUAUGCUUAAGAAAGUUUCCUUGAAGUUUAAUGAAUAUCAGAUUGAAGGGAUCAUAUCGAAGAUGCCCGUUGGAUUGAAGGAUCUUCAAUUUAUAUAUAUCAAUGGCAGACGUUAUGCGGACAGCGCCUUUCAAGGAUACGUCGAUUCUUUAUUCCAAGCACAAGAUUUCGGGGAGAAAGGCAUGAGUUUACUCAAAACUAAAAGCGUGGGAAAACCGUAUCGAUCACAUCCCGUCUUCAUCCUUGAUGUUCGGUGCCCCCAAACUAUCGAUGACCUGUUACAAGAUCCAGCAAAGAAAAUUGUUAAGCCUUCCCAUAUACGUACCAUUGAACCAUUGAUCGUUAAGACCAUUCGCUCCUUUCUGACAUUUCAAGGAUACUUAACGCCUGAUAAAUCAGAUUCAUCUUUCGAAAUAGUCAAUUGUUCACAGAAGACGGCAACAUUGCCUGAUAGUCGAAUCCAAAUCAGUAAACGUAAUCAAGUAUUAAAUUCAAAAAUGAAGAUUGCACGCAUUAAUUCAUACAUAGGAAAACCCGCUGUCAAUGGAUGUAGAAUAAACAAUAGUACAAUAAACUACGAAAAAAUCAAGAAUAUAAGAAUCGACGGUCAGAAAUCAAGGUUACGGAAUAAACUCUCUUCCAGGCCCUACGAUAGUGGUUUUACAGAAGAUUAUGACAGUAUAGGAAAAACCAUAACAGAUUUUUCAAUAUCAAGAUCUGUCCUGGCAAAAUAUGAAGUGAUUAAUCAAGUAGAUAAAAAAUUUAUUCUCAUACGUUGUUUAGACCAAUCUAUUCAUAAUUGCCCACUAUUAGUUCUAGUUGAUCAACAUGCUUGCGAUGAGAGGAUAAGACUAGAAGAGCUAUUUUAUAGCCUGUUGACAGAAGUUGUAACCGGAACUUUUGUUGCACGAGACCUCAAGGAUUGUUGCAUUGAAGUUGAUCGUACUGAGGCUGACUUAUUUAAGCAUUAUCAAAGUGAAUUUAAAAAGUGGGGAAUUGGCUAUGAAACAAUUGAGGGAACAAUGGAAACCUCACUUUUGGAAAUUAAAACACUGCCUGAGAUGUUAACUUCCAAAUAUAACGGGGAUAAAGACUACUUAAAAAUGGUCUUGCUGCAACAUGCUCAUGACCUGAAGGAUUUCAAAAAACUUCCAAUGGAUUUAUCCCAUUUCGAAAACUACACUUCGGUUGAUAAAUUAUAUUGGUGGAAGUACUCAAGCUGCGUUCCAACGGUCUUUCAUGAAAUUCUUAACAGCAAGGCAUGCAGAUCUGCUGUUAUGUUUGGAGAUGAAUUAACCCGGCAAGAGUGCAUAAUUUUAAUUAGCAAGCUCUCGCGAUGCCAUAACCCAUUCGAAUGCGCCCACGGGAGACCUUCUAUGGUACCCAUUGCAGAAUUGAAGUAA
Saccharomyces cerevisiae S288C is the source of this 2148-nucleotide messenger RNA. RefSeq names its product mismatch repair protein MLH3 (gene MLH3). Gene Ontology annotation, cellular component: mismatch repair complex; nucleus. NCBI's taxonomy places the organism in Eukaryota, Fungi, Ascomycota, Saccharomycetes, Saccharomycetales, Saccharomycetaceae. The transcript has a single exon. Gene Ontology annotation, molecular function: ATP-dependent DNA damage sensor activity; ATP hydrolysis activity; mismatched DNA binding. Gene Ontology annotation, biological process: meiosis I cell cycle process; mismatch repair. The coding region runs from base 1 to 2148 and encodes 715 amino acids. The record is from RefSeq and is marked reviewed.